GAGACGCCCACGACAGACCACAACGAACGCUUGAGCGGGCCAACAAUGCAGAAGGAUGAGGCCAAAAUGUCGCGCUCGCUACCCGGCGGGUGGCUGGAAAGCGGUCACGGAGCUGUUGUAGUAUUUGUCAAAGACUUUCGCGACCCACUCGAGCGCCGCAAGAAACUUAUGUUGCGUCCGUGGGCAAGCAUCAAGGACGUCAAGGAUCAGUUGCAAGUCGUGUUCAACGUACCGUCCAACGCCCAGAAGCUUUUUUACCAGGGGCGAGAGCUUAAGAACGCGCACAAUUUACAGCAGUGCGGCAUAUAUCAGGACAAUGCUGUCGUAGACUUUGUAGCGCGCAGGCCGCAAAACCUGGCGAUGGCUUACACGCACGAGUGUGACGACGGGCGUGUUAGUAAUGUGAGUAGUGGCAGGAACAAUGGCGAGGGGGCCAUCUUAAAAAAGUCAGUACCUUCGCGCGUGAACGGCAAAGCGUCGCAGAAUUUGCGGCCAGAGCAAAUGCCUGUCGUAAAUAUCCACCCGUACGGUGCGCAUCUGCUGCCAGUCGCACUUAUGAAGAUCACGCACCAGGCACUACAAGGUCUCGCGUUGGGUCUUGCACCAGUGUUGGCAAUGGACGGAACUGGCGGCACGUACUUCUUUAAGGAUCCAUCCCACCGCAACGUGGGCUGCUUCAAACCUCAAGAUGAAGAGCCGUUCGGGCCUAAUAAUCCGCGCGGAUUGGUGGGACAACUGGGUCAGAGUGGACUUCGUCGGGGGAUUUUGUCUGGAGAAGCUUGCGAGCGUGAGCUUGCCGCCUAUGUACUGGACAAGGACCACUUUGCCGGAGUUCCAGCUACAUCUCUCGUGGAGUCUCGGCACCCCGUGUUCAACUAUACAGGCAGUGCGGGUGCCUUGCAUUUCAAGGUAGGGUCGCUGCAGGAAUUUGUACGACAUGAUGAUGUGGUAAGUGAUCUCGCACCAAACCAGUUUUCGACCCAUCAAGUCCACAAGAUUGUUGUGUUGGACAUGCGGCUGUUGAACACGGACCGGAACGACGCAAACAUUCUUGUGCGCAAACGGCGGUCACCCGCCACGGGCCAUGCGGAGUACGAGCUGAUACCGAUUGACCACGGUUACUGCUUACCACAGUUUCUGGAGAUUGGAUGGUGCGAUUGGUGCUGGUAUAAUUGGCCGCAGCUUAAAAAACCUCUGAGUGCAGAGGACCGAGCCUAUGUGUUGUCAUUAUCAGCCGAGGAAGACGCAGAUCGGUUAGCGAAAAGGAUCCCGUUGAGACGAGGGUGUCGGCGCAACAUGAUCAUCGCAUGUAUGAUAGUGCAGAAGGGCGUUCGUGCAGACCUCGUGUUGUUCGACAUUGCUCGCAUCAUGUGUCGUGAAGAUCUAGAUACACCUUCCACGCUCGAGCAGAUGUGCACUGAGGCAUUUCAUCAGCUGCAGGUUGUCAAGCAGCGCAAGCAGAACGGCGUCAUAUUUCACCACGCCAACUUGCAACCAACUAUAACACCUGUCACCAAGACUAGCGAUCCGACUAUUGCAGAAGAUCCAAUGACUACACCAAUUGUAAUACCAGCGUCACCACGAGCGCCGUUUCGGAAUCUGAGAGUGUCAAUUGACCCUCCUUCACUCCGAGGGUCAUUAUCGAUUGGGUGUUCCCCUGUCGCUAGUGGUGCUCAAUCUCCCCCUGGUUUCUGGGCAAGCUAUGCCCCAUUUAGCUCAGAUGAAGAAGACGAAGACACCCAGGAGUGCGCCAAAUUUUCAACAUCCAAUGCUGGCGGAAGACACACAUUCAAUGCAAGCGGUAAACAGCGAUUUUCGCUUCAUUGGGACGAAAUGGCUUCGCAUGCUCUCUCAGAUGCUGUCAAGCACGCGGGAAACGGAUUUGCUGGGUCAAUAGCGACGCCAGCAAGUGCUCCAUCCAACGGUCACAAAAUGAUGAUCGAACAAAAUGCUUCGCGAUCUCCAACAUCUUCAUUCAUGGGCGCCGAAGAUGACAAGGACGAAUUUGAAAUUCUGAAUGACGCGCUCGAUGAUGACGUACAAGAUGAAAACAUCUUCCUCAGUAUAUUGGGCAGGUUGCUUGACGAAAGAAUUGAGGCAAUCAAGAGAUGA
Phytophthora infestans T30-4 is the source of this 2112-nucleotide messenger RNA. Its product is annotated as phosphatidylinositol kinase (PIK-F). Gene Ontology annotation, molecular function: protein binding. The transcript has 4 exons. The record is from RefSeq and is a predicted model, not a curated record. The coding region runs from base 46 to 2112 and encodes 688 amino acids. Lineage: Eukaryota; Oomycota; Peronosporomycetes; Peronosporales; Peronosporaceae.